Molecule: messenger RNA, 588 nt
Organism: Homarus americanus (American lobster)
Lineage: Eukaryota; Metazoa; Arthropoda; Malacostraca; Decapoda; Nephropidae
Product: mucin-2-like
Exons: 2
Coding region: 1-588 (195 amino acids)
Source: RefSeq, a predicted model, not a curated record
AUGUUUCACCAAGCUCUCACCUGUCAAGUCACCAAGCUCUCCCCUGUCAAGUCACCAAGCUCUCCCUGUCAAGUCACCGCUCUCCCCUGUCAAGUCACCAAGCUCUCCUGUCAAGUCACCGCCUCCUGUCAAGUCACCAAGCUCUCCCUGUCAAGUCCCAAGCUCUCCCUGUCAAGUCACCAAGCUCUCCCUGUCAAGUCCCAAGCUCUCCCCUGUCAAGUCACAGCUCUCCCCUGUCAAGUCACCAAAGCUCUCCUGUCAAGUCACCAAGCUCUCCCUGUCAAGUCACCAAGCUCUCCCCUGUCAAGUCACCAAACCUCCCCUGUCAAGUCACCGCUCUCCCUGUCAAGUCACCAAGCUCUCCCUGUCAAGUCACCAGCGCUCUCCCCUGUCAAGUCACCAGCUCUCCCCUGUCAAGUCACCAAGCUCUCCCCUGUCAAGUCACCAAGCCCUCCCCUAUCAAGUCAGCGCUCUCCCUGUCAAGUCACCAAGCUUCUCUCCCCUGUCAAGUCACCAAGCCUCACCUGUCAAGUCAGCUCUCACCUGUCAAGUCACCAAGCUCUCCCUGUCCAAGUCGCCUCACCUUAA